Dermacentor silvarum is the source of this 2140-nucleotide messenger RNA. RefSeq lists its product as uncharacterized. Bases 63 to 1919 code for a protein of 618 amino acids. The transcript has 8 exons. Gene Ontology annotation, molecular function: zinc ion binding. NCBI's taxonomy places the organism in Eukaryota, Metazoa, Arthropoda, Arachnida, Ixodida, Ixodidae. The record is from RefSeq and is a predicted model, not a curated record.
CAGGAAAAGGAAAGGGGAAGCAGGCUAGAAGCAUCAAAUGCGGAAAAAUAUGUUUUGCAGCGAUGACUGUCACUGAAGGCAAGACAGGAGUGAGUGUGGUGUUCCAAGGCAAUCACAGGGGCCACGACUUUGACUUGUGCCAUGUUUUUCUUUCCAAGUCGGAGAAAGGUGCUAUCGCCACCAAGCUUCGAGAGGGUGUGCCCACGAAGGUAGUACUGGAGGGUGCGCGAUCCAACCUGGAUGAGACAUUCCGUCGCGUUGACCUGCUAACCAGGCAGGACCUGUACAACGUUAUGAGGGAUGCCAAAGCUGCUGAGCGCCUGGACGUGGAAGACUAUGUCAGCGUGCAGCUCUGGGUCGAGAUGAUGCACGGGGAAAGGGACAACCCAGUGCUCUUUUUCAAACAUCAAGGACAACCUGACAAAAGUGACAUUCUUGAGAGAAGGAGUGAGGACCUCUUGGAAGACGGAGAUUUCAUGUUGGUUAUCAUGACCUCGCCGCAGCAGGAGCUUUUCGAUUUGGUCGGAGCCGAUUGCGUGUGUGUCGAUGGAACACAUGGAAGAACAGCAGGAUUCGGCUUGCAAGUUGUAACAGUACUAUGCGUCGAUGAAUCUGGGGCCCCAUUCCCAGUGGCAUACUGUGUUACCAAUCGCACAGACCAGAAAGCCAUGAUCACUUUCUUCGUGGCAGUCAGGUCCAAGACAGGCCAGGUUGUGGCUAGAGCCUUCAUAACUGAUGAUGUACCUUCUUUCAACAACGCCUGGCAAGAAGUGAUGGGACCACCUCAGCAACACUUCUUGUGUGCUUGGCACGUGGACAAAAGCUGGCGGCAAGCCAUUAAGAAGCACAUCCGGGACAAGAAGCAGAGGGUCCUCGCAUACAAGGCCGUUGAGAGCAUCAUGGACGCUUCAAAUGAGGAGACACUUGAAGCACGGAUGCAGGACUUCUUGCUCUGGUUUGGACUGGAAUCCACAGAAGAAGCAGGCCUUCUCAAUUUCAAGGAAUACUUUCUGCACCACUAUGCACAGCGGGCUGAAAGCUGGGCAGCCUGUGUUAGGAAGGCUGCUGGGAUCAAGAAAAACAUGCACCUUGGGGCAUUGCAUAAAGUGCUCAAGCACUGGCACUCGCAAGGAAAAACGAAAAGAGUAGACAAGCUGGUAUCAGUACUCCUGAAGGUGACAAGGGAUACAGUAUUCGACCACCUUGCAAAAUUUGUCGAGAACACAGGAAUCGAAUUUGAGCAUUGUACCACAAUUGGACACACCGAGGGCCUGAAUAUUGAACCUGAUCAAAUCAACAGUGUGGCCUUCUGUCAGUGGACAGUCCAUUCACAGAUGUACGCUGCGACUACGUAUUCUGUGACCCUCGAAGGCACGACAUGCAGUGAUGAAUGCAGACUAGGGUGCCACGAGUGCAAAGUCUGCGUGCACAAUGUUGCGUGCUCUUGUGCAGAUUACGAGUUGCGGAGGAACCUGUGUAAGCACAUCCAUGCCGUAUUUGCAAGCAGAGCUGCAAGGAGCUGCAGUCCAUACCCUGACGCAGGUGAUGUGGGCUUGAUGGAUAUGCCGGAUGAACCGCAGUGGACGGCCUUUGAAGUUGAAGCGUUUCCUGAUGUUGGAGCCAAUGUGGAAAUUUCGAUGGAUUUGAAGCAAGACGUGUUGGAUAUUCCAAAGACUGAUAGAAAGGAAGCGCAUUGUUACUUCGGCAGUGAAUUGCUGAGUGACGACGGGUUGGAUAUUUCAGACUGUGCAACACGGGAAGAAGCGUUAGGAUGCCUGAGCGACCACAACUACUGUUGGGAACCUUACGCUGGGACGCAGACUGAGGAAACCGCUCCGGCGAUAGUGCAUUCACAAGCUGUGCAGGCAAAUAUAUUACUGAAGGCAAUGGAAACAAGAACGCUGGGAACGCAAACUUAGUCAUGGAGUUGGACUUCCAGAUGACAGGUUGUAGUCAGCAGGUUCUUAUUUCCUUAACCUUUUUUCAAGCCACCAUGAAGAUGUGGAGUCACAUUUGAGCAAAAUUCCUCUCUUGUGCUAGAGUAAAGACGCACCAAAAGCCGAAGCUGAUUUUCCCCCAUAUACAGUGAUUAAAAAUGCUCAAAGACUUAUUGUAGCAGCUGUGUGCUCUUCUGAUUUUG